UCGCGCUGUCAGCUACUGCCCGGCUCGCGCCGCCUCGCGCUCUCGCUCAGUCAGUGGCGCCGAAGGCUCCGUUAAGCGGCGGCUGCGGUUCCUGUUUCCGUUUCUUCCUCUCCUUUCAGUCGGGAGUAGCAUCCUCCACCCAGCCACCCCUCCCACUUCCCCGGCGUGGGGCAGCUGCCGCUGAGGGCUGUGGCGGCGACGGCGGACGGCGGAGACCGCCUCUGCUCCCGCCUCCGGUUGCUGCUUUUUCUAAGAGGGUACCCAUGACCCUGAUUGUGUUUUCAUUCAAGAUAAAGUGAUUUAUUGCCUUUACUGGUUAACUGAACAAAUUCAGCAUGUAGAGUCCAUGAAGCACAGGACAGUAAAGCUUCCUACUCAUGUCACCAGAAGGAUCUCUUUGAAAGAUUUGCCACAGUACUAUCAGAAUAAUUUGAAGCUUCAUGUGUUCACCAACAGAAGUCUGUUCACCUGGGCACUAACUAGAAACAGCGUUACAAUGUUUUCAUUUCUUUGAGCUUCAGGAAUCCAGGGGAGUGAGUUGAAAAUCUGAAAAUGCGGCCAUGGACUGGUUCCUGGCGUUGGAUUAUGCUCAUUCUUUUUGCCUGGGGGACUUUGCUAUUUUAUAUAGGUGGUCACUUGGUACGAGAUAAUGACCACCCUGAUCACUCUAGCCGAGAACUGUCCAAGAUUUUGGCAAAGCUUGAACGCUUAAAACAGCAGAAUGAAGACUUGAGGCGAAUGGCUGAAUCUCUCCGGAUACCAGAAGGCCCCAUUGAUCAGGGCCCAGCUAUAGGAAGAGUACGUGUUUUAGAAGAGCAACUUGUUAAGGCCAAAGAACAGAUUGAAAAUUACAAGAAACAAACCAGAAGUGGUUUGGGGAAGGAUCAUGAAAUCCUGAGGAGGAGGAUAGAAAAUGGAGCUAAAGAGCUCUGGUUUUUCCUACAAAGUGAACUAAAGAAAUUAAAGAACUUAGAAGGAAAUGAACUCCAAAGACAUGCAGAUGAAUUUCUUUUGGACUUAGGACAUCAUGAAAGGUCUAUAAUGACAGAUCUAUACUACCUCAGUCAGACAGACGGAGCAGGUGAUUGGCGGGAAAAAGAGGCCAAAGAUCUGACAGAUCUUGUCCAGCGAAGGAUAACAUAUCUUCAGAAUCCCAAGGACUGCAGCAAAGCCAAGAAACUGGUGUGUAAUAUCAACAAAGGCUGUGGCUAUGGCUGUCAGCUCCAUCAUGUGGUCUAUUGCUUCAUGAUUGCAUAUGGCACGCAGCGAACACUCAUCUUGGAAUCUCAAAAUUGGCGCUAUGCCACUGGUGGAUGGGAGACUGUGUUUAGACCUGUAAGUGAGACAUGCACAGAUAGAUCUGGCAUCUCCACUGGACACUGGUCAGGUGAAAUGAAGGACAAAAAUGUGCAAGUGGUUGAGCUCCCCAUUGUAGACAGUCUUCAUCCGCGUCCUCCAUAUUUACCUUUGGCUGUACCAGAAGACCUCGCAGAUCGACUUGUGCGUGUCCAUGGUGAUCCUGCAGUGUGGUGGGUGUCUCAGUUUGUCAAGUACCUGAUCCGCCCACAACCUUGGCUAGAAAAGGAAAUUGAAGAGGCUACCAAGAAGCUUGGCUUCAAACAUCCAGUUAUUGGAGUCCAUGUUAGACGUACAGACAAAGUGGGAACAGAAGCUGCCUUCCAUCCCAUUGAAGAGUACAUGGUACAUGUUGAAGAACAUUUUCAGCUUCUCGCACGAAGGAUGCAAGUGGACAAAAAAAGAGUGUAUUUGGCCACAGAUGACCCUUCUUUAUUAAAGGAGGCAAAAACAAAGUACCCCAAUUAUGAAUUUAUCAGUGAUAAUUCUAUCUCCUGGUCAGCUGGACUACAUAAUCGAUACACAGAAAAUUCACUUCGGGGUGUGAUCCUAGAUAUACAUUUUCUCUCACAGGCAGACUUCUUAGUAUGUACUUUUUCAUCGCAGGUCUGUCGAGUUGCUUAUGAAAUCAUGCAAACACUGCAUCCUGAUGCCUCUGCAAACUUCCAUUCUUUAGAUGAUAUCUACUAUUUUGGAGGCCAAAAUGCUCACAACCAGAUUGCCAUUUAUCCUCAUCAACCUCGAACUUCAGAUGAAAUCCCAAUGGAACCUGGAGAUAUUAUUGGUGUGGCUGGAAAUCAUUGGGAUGGUUAUUCUAAAGGUAUCAACAGAAAACUGGGAAGGACGGGCCUAUAUCCCUCCUACAAAGUCCGAGAGAAGAUAGAAACAGUCAAGUACCCCACAUAUCCUGAGGCUGAGAAAUAAAGUUCGAAUGGAAGACACGGACACCCAAACUGAGUUCAAACUAUUUGAGCCAAACAGUAGAUGAAGAGGGUCUUAAUCUAACACCAUAUGGUUAGAUGAGUAGACACCUUCAGCCCCAAGAGCAGUGGAGGCUUCAGUGGUGGAAUUCCUCUUUAACAAGGGCUGCAGUGCCCUCGAACCCAUGCACAGUACAAUAAUGUACUCACAUAACAUGCAAACAGGUUGUUUUCUACUUUGCCCCUUCUUUCAAUAUUACGUCCUCAUGAAACAAACACUGCCACAUUGUGUAAAUUAAGUGACACAGACAUUUUGUGUGAGACUUCAAAACAUGGUGCCUAUAUCCGAGAGACCUUUGUGACCUAUUGAGAAGUCCAGAACGGCUCCCUACUGUGGGGAAUUUGAUUCUUAGUCAGUGGUGGUAUCAUGACCGCUGAAUUCACUCCAACCAACAAAUGCAGAAUGAGAACGGAUGUUCUUCCCUUUAUAAGGUUGUCUGGAUUUUUUUUUUAAGUAAUUGCAUCAGUUCAUCCACCUCAUCAUUAAUAAGUGAAGGAUACAUCAGAAAAUAAAAUAUUCACUCUCCAUUAGAAACUUUUGUAAAACAAUGCCAUGAACAAAUUCUUUAGUACGCUAUGUUUCUGGAAAUUCUCUUUGAUAACAAAAAAUAAAUUUUAAAAAAUAA
Molecule: messenger RNA, 2962 nt
Organism: Otolemur garnettii (small-eared galago)
Lineage: Eukaryota; Metazoa; Chordata; Mammalia; Primates; Galagidae
Gene: FUT8
Product: fucosyltransferase 8
Exons: 11
Coding region: 553-2280 (575 amino acids)
Biological process (GO): protein N-linked glycosylation
Cellular component (GO): Golgi cisterna membrane
Molecular function (GO): glycoprotein 6-alpha-L-fucosyltransferase activity; protein binding
Source: RefSeq, a predicted model, not a curated record